This is a messenger RNA of Pseudovirgaria hyperparasitica, 1430 nucleotides long. Its product is annotated as PQ loop repeat protein. NCBI's taxonomy places the organism in Eukaryota, Fungi, Ascomycota, Dothideomycetes, Acrospermales, Acrospermaceae. The transcript is spliced from 2 exons. Gene Ontology annotation, biological process: basic amino acid transmembrane export from vacuole. Bases 201 to 1259 code for a protein of 352 amino acids. Gene Ontology annotation, cellular component: fungal-type vacuole membrane. The record is from RefSeq and is a predicted model, not a curated record.
GCAGACUAGACGUUCCUGAAAGAUCGGCGUUUACCCCAGAUUCUGUGCACGGACAUCUAUGCAGAGCCGUUGCGUCAUGUGAAAUUCCGAGUUUUCGCAUCCACUAUCUAUGACUCCAAUACGCGACUCACAUAUUGCAUUGACUUCUACAACCUCGAUAAUCGCGUUCAAUCUCAGCUGCUGUGUUUGCUCCGAACGCCAUGUACCCUCCCUCGGCAGGUCUCAACCUCGAUGUCGAGGCUGUUAGCGGGAUAUGCGGCUCAAUAUCAAUCGCCUGUUGGGUCGUUGUAUUCUCUCCUCAGAUCAUUGAGAACUUUCGACGAAGCUCCGCAGAUGGCUUAUCCGUGGUCUUCAUCGUAGUCUGGCUGGCCGGCGACAUCUUCAACAUUCUUGGUGCAGUCUUGCAAGGCGUUCUGCCUACCAUGAUCAUCCUGGCCAUCUACUACACCCUCGCAGACAUUGUCCUCCUCCUCCAAUGCUUCUUCUACAAGGGCUUCACCCUCAAAGACAAAGUCAUAAAGCCCGUCUGUCCCAGCGACCCUGAGCCAGCCACCGCAACCGAAUCCUCCUCCCUCCUCCCUCCCCUCAACGGCAACGGCUCACCCAACGGCCACUCAAUAUCAGACUACGCCCGCCGCUCCUCAUCCACCUCCUUCACCGACCGCCUUCUCGCCACAACAACAGACCCAACCCACCUGUCCCCAGCAAACCCACACGUCGACCGCACCCGCACCCGCUCGCCCUCCGCCCUGCCCUCGCGCCGCUCCUCAGUCUCCAAAUCAAUCCUCCUCAACACCCUCGCCAUCCUCCUCGUAGUCUGCGCCGGCGUGCUCGGCUGGUGGCUCUCGAACCGCCACCGGCGCUACCCCGACGCGCCCGCGCAUCCGGAGCCCCUACGCUUCAACCCGCUCGGCCAGGCCCUCGGGUACGUAUGCGCCGUGCUCUAUCUCGCCUCGCGCGUGCCGCAGUUGCUGCUCAACUACCGCCGCAAGAGCACCGAGGGCAUCAGUCUCCUGUUCUUCCUGUUUGCAUGUCUUGGCAAUCUGACGUAUGUGUUGAGUAUCUUUGCGUAUGCGCCCGUGUGUGAGCGGGCCGGGGUCGGGCGGUGUGUCGAGGGCGAGCAGGCGCGUCUGUAUUGGCGGUAUAUUGCGAUUAAUGCGAGUUGGAUAAUCGGGAGUUUGGGCACGUUGGGGCUGGAUGCUGGGGUUUUCGUGCAGUAUUUCAUGUAUCGGCCCGACGAGGAUAGGGGGCGGAGGUGAAGAGGCAUCAUGUACUUGUGUGAAUUUUGACUCAUGUAAGGUGUCAUGGUGGAUCAUACAAUGCAUGGAAUGGUUUAUAAAAAGUACAUUCUUCGAUUUUUUUUAUUGGGCGGGUAUUAUGUACUAUGCGUCCGACUGACUCAUGUGGAAGCAUACAACAUCCCUGUCGAG